Messenger RNA from Notodromas monacha, 924 nucleotides. Lineage: Eukaryota; Metazoa; Arthropoda; Ostracoda; Podocopida; Cyprididae. The record is from the annotation of a GenBank genome assembly.
CUACGAGGAGUGUUUGCAAGUGAUGGACAAGCUCCUGGACAAGCAGUUUGAGAACAACAAGUUUCCAAAGAGUGCUUGUAAUUUAGCGCUUGCUGCCUGCUACAAACUGAAUACGCCGGAGAGUUGGGAUUAUUCUUCCAGGAUAUUGAGGAAUGCUCAAGAAUCCGGGGCCGAAUUGACGCGGAAAGCUGUUUGCUUCAAUGCUGGCCUUGGGCUGAAGCAGAANGCCGAAUUGACGCGGAAAGCUGUUUGCUUCAAUGCUGGCCUUGGGCUGAAGCAGAAAAAGCUGCAGGAAGCGGCGGAGGUUUUGGCAGUUUCUCCGCAGCCCAAUUACGUCACUGUUCGGAAUCUCAAGAUCAUGACUUUGGCGCUGCUAAACAGACACGAAGACGCUUUGUCGGUAUUGAAUGCGAUUGCAAAUGCGGAUAAUCCCACUGGAUUGUCCAGAACGUCUGUCACGAAAGACUGUAUCGAAGUUUUAGAUGAUGUGUUUGGGAAGAUGAACGACCAGGUGCUGGUGUCGGAGUACCAGAGGCUGAGGAAAGGACUUCAGCAGAUCGGGCAAACGUUUGAAACGACGCUCGAUGAAUUGCUCACGAGUCCGAUCCAGCAGAAUAUGAGUGCCCAGCAGAACAGACGCAACACGGGGAUUCUAGCAGCUGGUUUCGGCCAGCAAAAUCAUCGCGAUCCCCAGUACCAGCAAAAGCGGUACCCGAGGCAACGACAACGAUUCGUUCGCCCGGGACUCGCUGAAAUGGAGUGACUUGAAAAGAAAAAUAGGAACUCCGUUCGAGCGGAUAUUGAAAUUUAGUGGACUUUUUUUUUCCUUUUUUUCUUGUAUCUCGGAGCCGGUUGCCGGAAAAAAAAGAAAAGCACGUUGGCGUGUUUUUCCGCGGGUGCGAAAUGGAAACCGUGUUCAAAUUA